Molecule: messenger RNA, 2885 nt
Organism: Agrilus planipennis (emerald ash borer)
Lineage: Eukaryota; Metazoa; Arthropoda; Insecta; Coleoptera; Buprestidae
Product: DDB1- and CUL4-associated factor 5
Exons: 9
Coding region: 143-2515 (790 amino acids)
Biological process (GO): negative regulation of fatty acid biosynthetic process
Cellular component (GO): Cul4-RING E3 ubiquitin ligase complex; cytoplasm
Molecular function (GO): protein binding
Source: RefSeq, a predicted model, not a curated record
AUGAACUUCAUAAUUUGUAAUAGUAAAAAGACAGCUGAUCGUCGAGCAUGACAUACAGCUCGUUGACGUUUGUGUGAUAAUCAGUAAACAUUUCUGUUUAAAGAAAGUGUUGGUGGAUUUUCUUUAAUAUUAAGGGUUUGUGAUGAUGGCGAAGCCAUCGUCUAUAAAUCCUUUGGGGUAUAUCAUAAAUAGACAAUUGGAUGGCUCAUUCGUAAUAAAAAAAAACUUGUUUAAAGAACGCCUCUCCUGUGCCAAGAACUUGUAUAGAAAAGAUCUUCUAGCCCAUUAUGGGUGUGUAAAUGCCAUAGAAUUUUCGGUUGAAGGGGAGCUUUUAAUUUCGGGUGGUGAUGAUAGACGUGUUUUAUUAUGGUGCAUGCUCGACGCAGUUCAUGGAAAAGGGGCCCCAGUGGCCAUGCAGACCACGCAUAUUAGUAACAUUUUUUGUUUGUCGUUCGAUUCCACUAAUUCGAAGAUUUUCUCGGGUGGAAAUGAUGAUCAAGUUAUUAUACAUGAUUCUAAUACGGGUCAGUUUCAUUUAAAACUUUUACAUAAAAAGCCUGUAUAUGGUUUAAGUGUAAAUCCACAGAACGAUUUUAUAGUUUCAACCGCUGGAGAUGACGGACGUAUUUUAAUUUUUGAUACGAGAGAAUCUAGCACCAAUAAUGCUGAUCCGUUUUGUGUUGCAAAGCAAAAGACUGGUUUCCAUUCUGUGAUGUUUCAUCCCGUCAAUCCUAGACUCUUAGCUAGUGCCAAUUCUGAAGAAGGUAUUGCAUUAUGGGAUACUCGAAAACCUAAAGAAUCAUUAAUCCAUUACGAUUCCUAUGCUGGUGAUGUAAGUGGUAUAAGUGUCUGUUUCAAUGGAUCUGGCUCUCGUCUUCUCGCUCUCCGACGUCGUUUACCUCCCGUUUUGUACGCCACUGAUCGCGAAAGCGCCAUAUGCCAAUUUUAUCAUCCACAAUAUUACAAUUCAUGCACUAUGAAGACGUGCUGUUUUGCUGGCCAGGAUGAUGAAUAUGUCCUCAGUGGUUCUGAUGAUUUUAACUUAUAUAUGUGGAGAGUGCCCCAGGACGACUCGGAAUGGGGCCCGUCCCAUUUGGUGCUUCGGGGACACCGAUCCAUCGUGAACCAGGUCCGUUACAACCGACAUAACAGCUUGAUUGCAUCGUCAGGUGUGGAAAAAAUGGUUAAGUUGUGGAGCACUCUUCCCGUAGGACAGUGGGAAGGUUCGCUUUUAAAAGAGCAUACGGACACGCCACGAUCUGUAUAUUCUCAUGACGAUUAUAUUUAUCUUGUAGGACACAGUGGACAGAGGAUAUCACAUGAUUAUAGUGAUCAAUCAACUCAGGAAGAUUCCAGGAUGAUGGCUUUCUUUGAUUCUCUUAUUCAAAGAGAAAUUGAGGGCUGGGAAUCCCCAAUCGAUUUGUCGAUAACUACAGAAAGCGAUAGUGAUGAUGAUGCUCAGAUUCAGUUACGUUCUUCUUGGCAAAGACUGAUAUAUAAUAGAAAGGCAGUUGAUGAGAAUAACCGGAAGCAAAAACCUAAUAGAAUAGCGCAGUUAAUAGCUCAAAAUAAAGAACGUCUGGCGAAAAUGGCGCACUACAAAUCGCCGAGUCUAGUGAACAGUUUAAUUGUUAGGAACAACACUAAACAAAAACGAAGGAAACGAAAACAUUCGAGUAAGUCAAAAGGUCACGCGAAAAGUAAUGGAAACCUUCGGAAAAAAACGAGUUCGAAAUCUGGUACUGCGAAAAGUACAUUUUCAGACAAUUGCGUUGUCACUACGGAACGAGAAACUCGUAAACAUAAAUUAGAAAACCACAGAGGUGGAGACGAGAGAUGGAGUACGAGAUCAAAAAGGCCUCGAACACGUCAAAACUAUAAAAAGUUUUAUGACACUGAUUCGUCAAAUAGUUGCAUCGAUGUUCCUAGUACCAGUACAGGGAUAACAGGUUCAAGUAAUUCCGUUUUUCGUGUAAUUGAACAGGACUCAGACGAAGACGUCACCUCAAAUCACUGCCUCGAAAGUCCCGCGAAUUCCGAAGAGAAUUUCGUCAAUAUAUUGCCAACACCUCUCAAUGGAACACACGAUUUGUGUCUCAAUUCUUUGGAUAUGACCAAUGGUACUGCCGACAUCCAUCAGGAACGCCAGCGGUCCACCGGAACUGCCAGAAGGAGAAAGGAAAGUAAUGAGGACGAUUUUUAUUUGGAUUCGUACGUAUGUGAAGAUAGUAGUGAUAGUAGUGAAUGUGAUUACGAUUAUACACCUGUAAAAAAGAACAGAGUGAAUAAUCCUAGAAAUCUGGGAACUCCCGAUAGUGGAUUUGCAACAGGUGCAUGUUCUAGUGGUUCAGGGUAUGCGGUUUCGAAGAAUAAUGUUCCAUGUUCGAGUCGGUCUUAUCGUAAUGGUCAUAGUUCAGAAGAUGGUCAGUAUCCAUACGAACAAUUUAAAAAGAGAGUGAAAAAAGCACGCAUGAAUAUGAGGAAAAAAGUGGGGGUCGAUUCAGAUUCGAAUUAAGGUUUUUGUUUUUGGAAUUGUUAAUGGUAAAAUUUGGAAAAAGGGCGCGAAUGUGUGCACGAGACUCAAUUUAAUUAAUUAAUGAUGUAGAUCGUGGACUUAUAUUUAAUAAUAAUAAUGAUUAUUAUAAUUGGUAAUUUCAUGGUUAAUUGAGGACCGUAAUUUGCUAAAAAAUAGUGUGGAUAGAACGAGAUAUUUUUUGAUGAAUUGUGUUAUACAAUUUUGUUAGGACUUUUUCGACUGACUGUAGUUAUGUACUUUGUUUAUUCGGGAAUUUACUCAACUGAAUGAUGAAAUUUGACAUUCAUUUAUGUUGUUGUUUGGAUAAACAUGUUGUGCUAUACCAAAUAAAGUUCGAACCAACGCAAAA